AUCAGGCAGUGUGGGUUCCAGAGUCCAGAGAAAGAGCAAGCAGCUGCAGGUCGAGGUUGGAACCUCUCAGGCUCUAAGGGGAUAAUGGCAUGAGGGACCUGGAGCUGAGCUUUGCCAUGACCAGAGAUACUGUUAUUAUUUGAUCAUUUUCACUGCUGGACAACCCUGGACCAGUUGCCAAUCUCCUGAAGAGAAGCUCUGUCCAGACCAGCUGGAGGCUCAGCUUGGUCCCAGGCUUCCUACUGGAGGCUGCCGCUGUCAGCACCAGCAUGUCUUAUAGCGUGACCCUGACCGGGCCCGGGCCCUGGGGCUUCCGUCUCCAGGGGGGCAAGGACUUCAACAUGCCGCUCACUAUCUCCCGGAUCACACCGGGCAGCAAGGCCGCCCAAUCCCAGCUUAGCCAGGGCGACCUCGUGGUGGCCAUUGACGGCGUCAACACAGACACCAUGACCCACCUGGAAGCCCAGAACAAGAUCAAGUCUGCCAGCUACAACCUGAGUCUCACGCUGCAGAAGUCUAAGCGCCCCAUCCCCAUCUCCACAACAGCGCCCCCAGUCCAGUCGCCUCUGCCGGUGAUCCCGCACCAGAAGGUGGUAGUCAACUCUCCAGCCAAUGCUGACUACCAGGAACGGUUCAACCCCGGUGCCUUGAAGGACUCUGCCCUGUCCACCCACAAGCCCAUUGAGGUGAAGGGGCUGGGUGGCAAGGCCACCAUCAUCCAUGCGCAGUACAACACACCCAUCAGCAUGUACUCCCAGGAUGCCAUCAUGGACGCCAUCGCUGGGCAGGCCCAGGCCCAGGGCAGUGACUUCAGUGGGAGCCUUCCUAUUAAAGACCUUGCAGUGGACAGCGCCUCUCCCGUGUACCAGGCCGUGAUUAAGAACCAGAACAAGCCGGAAGACGAGGCUGACGAGUGGGCCCGCCGCUCCUCCAACCUGCAGUCUCGCUCCUUCCGCAUCCUGGCCCAGAUGACAGGGACGGAAUACAUGCAAGAUCCUGAUGAAGAAGCUUUGCGAAGGUCAAGCACCCCUAUUGAGCAUGCUCCAGUGUGCACCAGCCAGGCCGCCACCCCGCUGCUGCCCGCUUCUGCCCAGCUGCCUGCUGCUGCCCCUCCCAGUGCGGCCUCGCCACCCUUGACCACAGCCACUGCCCAUGCUGCCACCGCCUCUGCUGUAGCCCCUGCCUCGAGCCCUGCGGACAGUCCAAGGCCCCAGGCCUCUGCCUACAGCCCCGCCAAGGCGACCUCUCCGGCACCUGCCACUCAUACAUACAGUGAGGCCCCAGCUGCCCCUGCGCCCAAGCCCCGAGUUGUCACCACCGCCAGCAUCCGGCCUUCUGUCUACCAGCCAGUGCCUGCAUCUACCUACAGCCCAUCCCCAGGGGCCAAUUACAGUCCAGCUCCCUACACCCCCUCACCUACCCCUGCUUACACCCCCUCACCCGCCCCCACCUACUCCCCUUCCCCGGCACCAACCUAUACCCCCUCGCCAGCCCCGAGCUAUAACCCCUCGUCCUCAGUGACAUACAGCGGGGGCCCUGCGGAGUCUGCCAGCCGCCCCCCGUGGGUGACAGACGACAGCUUCUCUCAGAAGUUUGCCCCCGGCAAGAGCACCACCUCCGUCAGCAAGCAGACCCUGCCCCGAGGGGCCCCUGCCUACACCCCAGCAGGGCCCCAGGUGUCUCCCCUGGCGAGGGGCAUCGUUCAGCGGGCUGAGCGCUUCCCAGCCAGCAGCCGCACUCCGCUCUGUGGCCACUGCAACAACGUCAUCAGGGGCCCCUUUCUGGUAGCCAUGGGCCGUUCCUGGCACCCGGAGGAGUUCAACUGUGCCUACUGCAAGACCUCUCUGGCAGACGUGUGCUUCGUGGAGGAGCAGAGCAACGUUUACUGUGAGCGCUGUUAUGAGCAGUUCUUUGCCCCAGUCUGUGCCAAGUGCAACACCAAAAUCAUGGGGGAAGUGAUGCAUGCCCUGAGACAGACAUGGCACACCACCUGCUUCGUCUGCGCAGCCUGCAAAAAACCCUUUGGGAACAGCCUCUUCCACAUGGAAGAUGGGGAGCCCUACUGCGAGAAAGACUAUAUCAAUCUGUUCAGCACUAAGUGUCAUGGCUGUGAUUUCCCUGUGGAGGCCGGUGACAAGUUUAUCGAAGCCCUGGGCCACACCUGGCAUGACACCUGCUUCAUCUGCGCGGUCUGCCACGUGAAUCUGGAGGGGCAGCCAUUCUACUCCAAGAAGGACAAGCCCCUGUGCAAGAAGCACGCACAUGCCAUCAACGUGUAGAGAGCCCGGAGCAUCUGACGUGGACAGGCGGGGGGGGGGGGGGCUGCUCCUGCUGCUGGCGACAAAGGAUUCAAGGAGGCUGAUGUUUCUUUUUGGGGGGAAAGGGGGAAGACAGGAAGCUACUGAGCCCUUUUGAAGUGUAAUUUUAGUCCUUCCUUCUGCACACAGAUCGUGUAUUUGCAUAGUUCAGACUAGAAGCCAAACGAAGAUUCCUAAACCAAGCUAGUAAUUAAUCCAAGGCUGGAGUUGUAAUUCAGACGUUCAGGACAGAAUUCCAAGAACUCUAGGGCGAAAAACAAAAAGUCAUCUUCUCGAAGUGAUACACUUCCCUGAGGUCACUAGAGCAGGGACGGAGCUCGGAGCAGUUAUGGAGAAUCUGAAGCAUUCUGUGGAGUUCUCUGGCAAACAAAAUGAAAUGCCAAACAGUGCUUGCUGCGGGGUAUUUUUAGAGCCAUAGCUGAGGGCUUGUUAGCUAAGACCGAUUGGGCUUUCCUCACCAAAAAAGGAAGUGUUAUUCUAUUACUAGCUUCAUGGAGCUACCUCUGGGCAUCUGACUUGAGACCUUGAGCAGAGUUGAGCGCUCUGAGGGAGUCCAGGCGCCUAAGAGGUGUUUUUUGGGAGCCUCUGGGCCGCUGACUGGGCUUCAGGAAGGCCUUUGGCUCAGGCUGCAGACGGCUGAGGAAAGAUGGGCCCUUCAGCCGCCUUCUUUCCAUCUAAAACAUCCUAUGUCCCCAGAAGGUUUAGCUCCUUUUUGAAUUUUGAUGGGAAAGUGUAAUUGGGUUUUUUCAGUCUUGCUCUGCUGUGUGUGAGGGGAGGUUUUAAAGCGACUCUGGGUUGCGUCUAGCCUUUGUUUUGCUUUCGGAAGUUCCUGAGCAUGAAUGUUCGGUCUUGUGCGUGUGUUUCACUCCCAAUCCCGUGACUGCUCACCUGUGAAGUCUUCCUCAGCACCCCUUCCUCCAACAGGCUUAAUGCCCUGUGGACGAGAAGUGAGAGACAGUGUCUGAAACGGGACGGCAGGGUAGGCUGAGAGCGUGCCCCAAACUCCGGGUGGGGAGGAGGAAGCUUGCUUUCUGCCAGCCUCAGUAAAAAGAGAAGUGUUGGUGGGACUCCCACCGCCGAGCUGUGCCAUCCUUCACAAAUGUUCCUUUAAAUGCAGCACAGCGAUUAUGUACAGUUGUGUUCGCUGCUGGAAGGAAAAGAUGGACCGAUACGUACCCAUCUGCCAUUUCAGCCAAUGGUUUGAAAAUGUAGGAGCUGAGUUGAUCUAGCAGUUAUUGAAGUGUUUAUUGAAAUAGCCUUGAGUCUUCAAACUUCUUUAAAGUAUUAGUGGUAGUUUGAGUUAAGCAAGCAUUUUAAAGCUGUUGAGUGAUCAAGAGAAGCUUAUUAGUGUCUGAGGUUAAAAACGGUACAUUCUCCUUCCCUUUAGGACGCACUGUUACUACGCUCCUUGAACAAGGCAUUGAAGUAGGCAGAUUGACAGGGUGUUUCUCACUUGCACACAAUACUUAGGCACUUUUCCAGCUCACUGCUAUUCUCUCCUCAUUCCCGUUUUGGAUUUUCUCUUUGCAUGUUUUAUGAGAAUGCAUUAGAACCCUUUUUCUUCUGAGGACUGAGGCUUCCAAGGGACUGUCUUUCUACCAGCGUGUGUCCCUUCUCCCCGAGGGAGAGAGAAGUGGCGGGAUGCGUCCCUAGCAGGAGAUCCGUGUUUUUUCCCAAGGUUGUCCCUGAGGGAGCAUCAGGAGGGAUGUGAACAUGCUCCUACCACGGAGUCCUCCUUUUUUUCUGUGGUGCCAUAAGAAAGUGAAUCUAAAAAGUACCAGACAGUAAAAUCUGCUGGGAGUGACUACAGAUUUUGCAGGCAUUGCAAACAAGUAUCUUGGAGCAUUCUGUUAUUUUUGGAAAGUUCAAAUAUACAAUGAUAAGGAGGUUGCUGACUGUACGGAAAAGCCCUAGGCAGGUUUUCUUUAAAAAAACAAAAACAAAACAACAAAUUUUCAUGGACUG
Molecule: messenger RNA, 4283 nt
Organism: Hyaena hyaena (striped hyena)
Lineage: Eukaryota; Metazoa; Chordata; Mammalia; Carnivora; Hyaenidae
Gene: LDB3
Product: LIM domain binding 3
Exons: 16
Coding region: 270-2279 (669 amino acids)
Biological process (GO): muscle structure development; heart development; actin cytoskeleton organization
Cellular component (GO): Z disc; adherens junction; filamentous actin
Molecular function (GO): muscle alpha-actinin binding; actin binding
Source: RefSeq, a predicted model, not a curated record